Homalodisca vitripennis (glassy-winged sharpshooter) is the source of this 1514-nucleotide messenger RNA. RefSeq names its product sodium/potassium-transporting ATPase subunit beta-1-interacting protein (gene NKAIN). The record is from RefSeq and is a predicted model, not a curated record. The coding region runs from base 483 to 1358 and encodes 291 amino acids. The transcript is spliced from 9 exons. Lineage: Eukaryota; Metazoa; Arthropoda; Insecta; Hemiptera; Cicadellidae. Gene Ontology annotation, biological process: regulation of sodium ion transport.
UUACUCUAUGUUGUCAUUUUAUUAAAUUCUUAGAUUACUCAUUUCUAUUCUUUUUGUUUCUAACAGGUAACAAUCAUAUUCCCUGCGUUAAUUCACACGUACAAAAUUGUGUUUUCUUGUGUUGUUCAGUGCUUGUGUUAUAGUAAUCAAAAUAUUUCCUUUAUCAUAGCCGACCUUUCUUAACACUUUAAACAGGAAUUUUUGAACAGGUGUCUUCUGGCUGUCUGAAGAUAUAAAUAAAUCUCUUCAAAGAUUCAAUAAUAUGUAAACUCUGAUUUGAUAAUUCCAAAGAAAUAGAACUUUAUAUUUCAAAUAUGAAACAGUAAUUGGUUCUCAGGAAGAAUCAUGCCUGUUUUAUUUAAAGGGCUAAUCAAAUUACAUUUAAAUAUAGUCAAUUAAAAAUUGUUAACUUACUGGUAGCAUUUUACUAUGUGCUACCAGUGUCAUAAUGAUAUUUAAAUUUAUUAUAUUAAUUUUAUGACAUGGGACUUUGUAGUCUUCGAAAUUUCUGCCUGACAAAUUGUGUGCUUCAGUUGAUUUUAACAACUUUACGACAAGUAUUUGACUUCUUAGGAUAUAUGUGGGGACCUAUUCUUGCAAAUUUUUUUCAAAUAAUAUUUGUUAUAUUUGGUUUCUUUGGAGUUUAUCAAUACCGUCCUAGAUACACAAUUGCAUAUUCAGUUUGGUGUGUGUUUUGGUGCUGUUGGAAUGUUUUUGUUGCCUGUUUCUAUUUGAACGCUUUUGGACUAGACAAGGACAGUGACUUGCUGAACCUGGGUACAGGCAGUGUCAGCUGGUGGGAGGUGAACGGUCCGGGCUGUAAGCCUGUGUACCUGGCCAAUCUCAGCACUCUGGAGGUGCCUUGGCGACCUCUGCGGCCAGACUCUGUCUCCGACUGUCUCCUGGAAUAUCAUCUACUGGAGUCUGCUCAGGCUUUGCUCCACCUCUGUUUGGCCGCUAUUGGAUUGGUAUCAAGUGUAAUCAUAAGCUGGUCCCUUAUGGAUGAAGAUGACACCUCUCCAAGUGGUAAAAAGAAAAAAGUUGAUGGACUACCACCACUUUAUUCCAUUGAGUAUAGCCUAAGACAAUCAACCAACACCGGGGAUGACCUAAGUGCUCAUGAACUACCAGAGGAAGACCCCGAGUCAAGACUGUCAUCACCUAGGCCAAUGACUCCUCGAAGAGUAAAGAGGAGAAGUGUCAACUCCAGGGGAUUGCCCCUGCAGAGGACCAGUGCUCCGAUGUCUCAGUAUUAUUCAUCCCAAAGACAUUCCAACCAUGGACGAUCGUCCACGCCACGCGAUCAUCUCAACGCAGAAAUAGGAUUUCCCAUCAAAAUCCAGUCACAAGGCUCAUAGAUCAGCAACAAAGUCAAGAUGGCAGCAGACUGGUGGGCCACACAAACCCAAUGUACCAACAGAGCUCCACACAUUCAUUGGACCAGGAGAGUGAGAGACCCUCGUCUGCUAGGUCUGUCUACUCCAACUACCACGGGACGCGAGCGUUUAGUUACA